Molecule: messenger RNA, 1328 nt
Organism: Thlaspi arvense
Lineage: Eukaryota; Viridiplantae; Streptophyta; Magnoliopsida; Brassicales; Brassicaceae
Source: the annotation of a GenBank genome assembly
CGGAAAUGAGAGAGUGUAUCUCGAUCCACAUCGGUCAGGCCGGCAUUCAGGUUGGCAAUUCCUGCUGGGAGCUUUACUGUCGCGAGCAUGGCAUCCAGCCUGAUGGCCAGAUGCCAAGUGACAAGACCAUCGGUGGAGGUGAUGAUGCAUUCAACACCUUCUUUAGUGAAACUGGUGCUGAUCUUGAACCCACUGUCAUAGAUGAAGUGAGGACUGGUACCUACCGCCAACUUUUCCAUCCAGAGCAACUAAUCAGUGGCAAGGAAGAUGCUGCCAACAACUUUGCUCGUGGUCACUACACAAUUGGGAAGGAGAUUGUUGAGCUCUGCCUCGACCGCAUCCGGAGACUUGCUGACAAUUGCACUGGCCUGCAAGGGUUCCUAGUUUUUAAUGCUGUUGGAGGCGGCACUGGAUCUGGUCUUGGCUCACUCCUUUUGGAGAGACUCUCUGUUGAUUAUGGCAAGAAAUCAAAGCUUGGUUUCACUGUGUAUCCCUCUCCACAGGUCUCCACAUCUGUUGUUGAGCCAUACAACAGUGUCCUCUCAACUCACUCCCUCAUAGAGCACACUGAUGUUGCAGUGCUUCUUGACAAUGAAGCCAUUUAUGACAUCUGCAGGCGCUCUCUUGACAUUGAAAGGCCCACCUACACCAACUUGAACCGUCUUGUUUCCCAAGUGAUUUCUUCACUGACUGCCUCCUUGAGGUUUGAUGGUGCCUUGAAUGUGGAUGUUACUGAGUUCCAGACAAACUUGGUGCCCUAUCCCAGGAUCCAUUUCAUGCUCUCCUCUUAUGCUCCUGUCAUCUCAACUGAGAAGGUGUACCAUGAGCAACUCUCUGUUGCUGAAAUCACCAACAGUGCCUUUGAGCCCUCAUCUAUGAUGGCCAAGUGUGAUCCUCGCCACAGCAAGUACAUGGCAUGCUGCCUGAUGUACCGUGGUGAUGUUCUGCCCAAGGAUGUGAAUGCUGCUGUCACCACAAUCAAGUCCAAGCGCACCAUCCAGUUUGUUGACUGGUGCCCCACUGGAUUCAAGUGUGGUAUCAACUACCAACCACCUACUGUUGUUCCGGGGGGUGAUCUUGCCAAGGUGCAAAGGGCUGUCUGCAUGAUUUCUAACUCCACCAGUGUGGCUGAGGUGUUCUCCCGCAUUGACCACAAGUUUGAUCUCAUGUAUGCCAAGCGAGCUUUUGUGCAUUGGUAUGUUGGCGAAGGAAUGGAGGAAGGUGAGUUCUCUGAAGCUCGUGAGGAUCUUGCUGCAUUGGAAAAGGAUUAUGAGGAGGUUGGUGCUGAGUUGGCUGAGGGAGAAGAAGGUGAAGAGGGAGAUGAGUAC